Molecule: messenger RNA, 576 nt
Organism: Lodderomyces beijingensis
Lineage: Eukaryota; Fungi; Ascomycota; Pichiomycetes; Serinales; Debaryomycetaceae
Source: the annotation of a GenBank genome assembly
AUGGCACUGAAUGGAGGAGCAAUAACCAAGAGGAAGCUAGUGAUAGUAGGCGACGGCGCAUGCGGCAAGACCUCGCUACUAUACGUCUUUACGCUCGGCGAGUUCCCCACCGAGUACCACCCCACCGUCUUUGAAAACUACGUGACCGACUGCCGCAUCGACGGCAAGCCCAUCCAGUUGGCGCUCUGGGAUACCGCUGGCCAAGAAGAAUACGAGCGCUUGCGGCCGUUGUCUUACUCCAACACCCACGUUGUCUUGAUUGCGUUCGCGAUCGACACGUUGGACUCGUUUGACAAUGUGCGGAGUAAAUGGGUCGAAGAAGUCAAGAAGUAUUGUCCGCGGGAAACGCCCUUCAUCUUGUGUGGGCUCAAGAAGGAUUUGAGGCGAAGUGAAAAGGACCCCGUUUUCGUUCAGCGCGAAAUGGGGGAGGCCAUGGCGAAGCUGAUUGGAGCACGCGCCUAUUUGGAGAGCUCGGCGUUGACUGGCGAGGGUGUCGAUGAUAUCUUUGAGUUUGCGGUGCGGUCGAGCUUGUUGAUUGAUAACAAGGCGAGCAAAGGUUGCUGCACCAUCAUUUGA